Molecule: messenger RNA, 219 nt
Organism: Rotaria sordida
Lineage: Eukaryota; Metazoa; Rotifera; Eurotatoria; Philodinida; Philodinidae
Source: the annotation of a GenBank genome assembly
AUGAACAGUCAUUAUACAGAUAUUGAAUCAACAACAAAUUUCGAUUGGAUUAUUAUUAAACAAUAUCGUCAAGUAAAACCUGAUUCAGAUAAAUCAACAAAAGAAUUAACAAAUGAACUUGAAAAAAAAUUAGCAAAAGCUUCAUUUAUUACACGACUUGGAAAUGACAUUUAUUAUCUUUAUUAUUUUAAAGAUGAAAAGAUUAAUACAUAUUUAUGA